This is a messenger RNA of Mesorhabditis spiculigera, 219 nucleotides long. Lineage: Eukaryota; Metazoa; Nematoda; Chromadorea; Rhabditida; Rhabditidae. The record is from the annotation of a GenBank genome assembly.
AUGUCGCUGAACAGUGUCUACGAUCGCGAGGAUUUGAAGAGUAUUGUGGAGCUGGGGCUAAAAGUUCGUGAGGCUUUCGUCGAGAUCGUCAAGGAAAAUCCUUGGGCUGACGGUGGAACACAGGAAAAUGUUAUUGAAAAGGUGAAAAACAUGACGAUGCACGUGGGCGACACAUUCGAUACCUGGACCAUGGGCAAUGUCGACGAUUUCUACAAGGAG